Aspergillus fijiensis CBS 313.89 is the source of this 1461-nucleotide messenger RNA. Its product is annotated as F1F0 ATP synthase subunit alpha. The transcript is spliced from 4 exons. The record is from RefSeq and is a predicted model, not a curated record. Gene Ontology annotation, molecular function: ADP binding; proton-transporting ATP synthase activity, rotational mechanism; ATP binding. Bases 27 to 1433 code for a protein of 468 amino acids. Gene Ontology annotation, biological process: proton transmembrane transport; proton motive force-driven ATP synthesis. NCBI's taxonomy places the organism in Eukaryota, Fungi, Ascomycota, Eurotiomycetes, Eurotiales, Aspergillaceae.
GUGACGGUAUCGCUCGUGUCCAUGGCAUGACCAACGUCCAGGCUGAGGAGCUGGUCGAGUUCGCCUCCGGUGUUAAGGGUAUGUGCAUGAACCUCGAAGCCGGCCAGGUCGGUGUUGUGCUUUUCGGUUCCGACCGUCUCGUCAGGGAGGGUGAGACUGUCAAGCGUACCGGAGAGAUUGUUGAUGUUCCCGUUGGUCCUGAGAUGCUCGGCCGUGUCGUCGACGCUCUCGGUAACCCCAUCGAUGGCAAGGGUCCCAUCAACACCAAGGCCAAGAGCCGUGCUCAGCUCAAGGCCCCUGGUAUCUUGCCCCGUCACUCCGUCAACCAGCCCGUCCAGACUGGUCUUAAGUGUGUCGACUCCAUGGUCCCCAUCGGCCGUGGUCAGCGUGAGUUGAUCAUUGGUGACCGUCAGACCGGUAAGACCGCUGUCGCCCUCGACGCUAUCCUCAACCAGAAGCGUUGGAACAACACCUCCAGCGACGAGAGCAAGAAGCUGUACUGUAUCUACGUUGCCGUCGGUCAGAAGCGUUCCACCGUCGCUCAGCUCGUCAAGACCCUUGAGGAGAACGACUCCAUGAAGUACUCCAUCAUCGUUGCUGCUACCGCCUCCGAGGCUGCUCCCCUGCAGUACCUUGCUCCCUUCACUGGUUGCGCCAUGGGUGAGUGGUUCCGUGACAACGGCCGCCACGCCGUCAUCAUCUACGACGAUCUCUCCAAGCAGGCCGUCGCCUACCGUCAGAUGUCUCUUCUGCUCCGUCGUCCCCCUGGACGUGAGGCCUACCCCGGUGACGUUUUCUACCUCCACUCUCGUCUCCUCGAGCGUGCUGCCAAGAUGAACGACAAGCACGGUGGUGGUUCCCUCACUGCCCUCCCCGUCAUUGAGACCCAGGGUGGUGAUGUGUCUGCCUACAUUCCCACCAACGUCAUUUCCAUCACUGACGGCCAGAUCUUCUUGGAGGCUGAGCUGUUCUACAAGGGUAUCCGCCCUGCCAUUAACGUCGGUCUGUCCGUCUCCCGUGUCGGUUCCGCUGCCCAGGUCAAGGCCAUGAAGCAGGUCGCCGGUUCCCUGAAGCUGUUCUUGGCUCAGUACCGUGAGGUUGCUGCCUUCGCCCAGUUCGGUUCCGAUCUCGAUGCCUCCACCAAGCAGACCCUCAACCGUGGUGAGCGUCUCACCGAGCUUCUCAAGCAGAAGCAGUACUCUCCCAUGUCCGUCCCCGACAUGGUUCCCCUGAUCUUCGCUGGUGUCAACGGUUACCUUGACUCCAUCCCCGUCGCCAAGAUCCUCACCUGGGAGUCCGACUUCCUUGCUCACCUCAAGAGCAACCACCCCGAGAUCCAGGAGACCAUUGAGAAGGAGGGCCAGGUCAGCAAGGACCUCGAGGCUCAGCUCAAGGAGGUCAUUGUCAACUUCAACAAGUCCUUCAACGCAUAGACAAGAUAGCUUGUACAAUUUGAGACCA